UUGAACGGCUAAGUCUCGCGAGAACCCCUGACGUCACGGGAUAAUGGCUGAAGAUCGCGGAUAUUAGAAGGAAGCUACAGUUUGAGAGCAAAAGAAGAGGUGAAACAGACACACUACUGAGACCAGCAGCAGAAAUGGCUAACGUCACCAACCAUGGGAAGCUGCUCUUGCAGCGCCUACAUCAGCAGCGAGAGAUGGACUUUUUGUGUGAUAUAACCAUAAUGGUGAGAGAUGUGGAGUUCAGAGCCCACCGCAACAUCCUGGCUGCAUUCAGCAAGUACUUCUCCUCCCAGGCUGAAAAGGGUCAAGAGGUCACAACCUUGGACCCUGAUAAAGUCAGCCGGUAUGCUCUAGAGAAGCUUUUGGAGUUUAUCUACACUGGACAGAUGAACCUCAGCAGCACCAGACAAGCAGCGGUGCGUCGAGCUGCUGUGUUCCUGGGAAUAUCCGAGGCCACAAAGUUUCUAGAGGAAGCCCCCCACUGGUCUGAGCUGAGCGAAACGUCCCAGUCAGAGAUUGAUAAAGAAACUGGUCCCUCCCCUCCCAGUCCAACCUCUCCAGGCAGCCCCAGCUCACCAGUUCCACUGUCUAUCGCCUCCCUCGCUGGGGAAUGGCAGGAGGAGGGGAUGGCUGGCAAAGAGCAGGGUGAUGAGGCCAAAGAUGUAGAUACAGAAGAAGGAGAGAAAAGUGAUGAAGAGUACACCCCCACUAUCUCCGUUGGAAGAGGACAGGGAAGGAAGAGGGGCAGAAAGCCUAAGAGUUUUGGAGGCGAACAGAUGGAGGCGAGCAGCUCGGCUGACAGCACACCCAAAACCCAGAGCUACAGGGGGAGGGGGAGAGGCAGAGGGCGAGGCAGGGGGAGAGGGAGAGGAAGAGGUGGAAUUAAAAGUGAAGAUCCGUUUUGGGAAGAUUCUGACGGGAGCGUGAAAGAUUUUAUCGAUAACUCUGAAGACUGGAGCCCCUCUCUGGAGGAUGACUCUCCGACCAAGAAACCUCGACUGAGCAGUGGAGAGGGACGGAGAGGGCGAGGCCGGGGGCGGGGGAGAGGCAGAGGGAGAGGCAGGGGGCGAGGCAGGAGGAAGACCACGGAGGAGAUAGAAGAGGAGUUGGGCAUAACGGCCACAGAAUACGAUGACAUAGGGAUGGAUUUGGAGAGUGGGGAACAGGAUCCAUCAGAAAUGGACGACAUGACGCUGUCAUGCACCCAGUGCAACAAAUUGUUUAAAGACAUCAGCAGCCUGCGCAGACAUGAGAAAAUCCAUGAAGGGCUGAAGCCGUUUGUCUGCAUCUUCUGCUCCAAAACCUUCAGACAAGCUACCCAGCUGAAAACUCACCUGCGGAUACACACAGGCGAGAAGCCAUUUAGUUGCAGCGACUGCGACAAGUGUUUUGCUCAGAAGUGUCAGCUGGUCGCUCACCGCCGGAUGCACCAUGGAGAGGAGAAGCCUUACACCUGCGAGCGCUGCGGUUUCAAGUUUGCUACGUCGUCCAACUACAAAAUACACAUCAGACUGCACAGUGGGGAAAAACCGUAUGUGUGUGACAUCUGUGGUCAGGCGUUCGCUCAGUCCAGUACGCUGACCUAUCACAAGCGACGACACACCGGAGAGAAACCGUACCAGUGUGAUCUGUGCGGCAUGUCAUUCUCCGUUUCUUCUUCUCUUAUUGCUCAUGCACGAAAACACACAGGUGAGACUCCAUACAAAUGUACACAGCCGAAAUGUGACUCAAAGUUUGUGACAUCCUCCGAACUGAAGAAACACAUGAGGAGACUUCACCCAGAGGGGAACACAGGUGUGCAGUGCCUGCUGUGUGGAAACAGGUUUGCCAGCGUGAAGAACAUGAUCAAACACCAGGAGAAGGCUCACGCUGAUGAAGUGCGGCAACACAAGGAGAGAGCCAGAGCAGUCGUCCUCCUAGCCUCCAGUCAUCCUGUGGCAUUUGUCCAGAGCAAACUCACCCAGGAAAAUAAAGGCAUGGCUUCCAUUCCGGAAGGCGAGCCAACCAACCCCGAACCAGCCACCCCCAUCCCCAAAGCCACAGCGCCGUCAGCAGCCGACACUGACGAUGACACUGCUACCACCACCGCCGCUAUCAUGCAGGACUUCAAGGCAGAGCCAGCUCACCCUGCUAUCACAACUACCACCACCACCACCGACCAGGUGACCUUUGAAACCGACCAGGAGCAGACCAUCAACUCAGACACCCUCCACGCUCUGGUGGAGCAGCUGCGGCCACCGCCCUCGCCCGCCCAGAGCCUGGAGCAGAUCGUCAUCAUCAGGACAGUGGACAACGCCGAACACAACCCUCCUCAGCAGUGAGGCCGGAGGCACAGCGGUGUCACUCUCGUGGAACAUUUUCACAUUUUAGCAUUCAAGCCACAGUCAGUCACAUCCAGGCAUGUAUUACCAUAUAACAGACUGUAAUGGACCAUUUUUUAAUGGUGAAAAUAUGUGUAACACAACUGACGUCAGAAACGUGCUUUCUGCUCUACAUUUUUUCCUCCAGUGUAGAAACAGAUGUUUUCAUCUACUUUGGCUCUGUGUUUCAAGCUUAAACAGUCACUUAAACGUCACUACUUCACCAAAAACUUGAAUCCAACAACACUUUCACAGACGUUGACGCGUGGCUGGAGUUAGUUUUCUGUCUGAAUUCUCUCAUGUAAAGAAACAACGCGUUGUUUUUUAAUAGAUAACAAAGGUCAGCGGGGCCCUGAUAUCGCCAUGAAAUGUGAUUUUAUUUAUCAUAAAUGUUCCACAUAUGUGAUGUUGGCUUAAUUAAUGUAAACAUAACCGAGUUCUCUGUUUCAGUGUAAUAGUUUUUUUAAGCAGCUGUUUUAGGUCUUAGCAGAAGUGUUUGUGCUUCAAGUUUGAAAACUGAAUCACGUUUCUUUCAGCUUGAAAGUAGCUGUUUUUUGUUCCAUGCUUUCUUUUUUCUCUUUCCUAGUUAUUUUCGAUAAAACGUCUGCAUUACUUGUACAGAAAUGUGACUUACAUAUACAAGUUGUCUGCUGUAUAAAAACUGUACAACAGGAAAAUAAAAUUAAAGACAAAAAGGAACA
Molecule: messenger RNA, 3061 nt
Organism: Epinephelus moara (kelp grouper)
Lineage: Eukaryota; Metazoa; Chordata; Actinopteri; Perciformes; Serranidae
Gene: mynn
Product: myoneurin
Exons: 9
Coding region: 135-2321 (728 amino acids)
Biological process (GO): regulation of transcription by RNA polymerase II
Cellular component (GO): nucleus
Molecular function (GO): protein binding; DNA-binding transcription activator activity, RNA polymerase II-specific; RNA polymerase II cis-regulatory region sequence-specific DNA binding
Source: RefSeq, a predicted model, not a curated record